CGCCUUGAUAGUUGCUUCGUUGGUUUGUUGCUCACAUAUGAAAAACAGUAUUGGAGUGGCUAAAUGUCUUGUGCACACCAUGUAGUAAUGUUGAAUUUUAGCUAAGGCCACGGCAGAAGCCGGCAAAACUACUUUAGACAUCGAUGGCUAGAUUAUCUGACUUCGGCUUUCGCCGUGAUUCGCUGCUUCGCGACAAGGAACGGGAGCCCUAUAACGGCUAUAUCACGGCUACUGUGCCAUCGAUUGACAGAACGCCAGCCGCUCAGUGGACUUUCCUCAACGGCAAGUUAAAGUUCGGUCCCGUGGAAUCUGGAGCUGGCUUUAUUGUUUUGUGCUUUUCUUGGCUAGUGUUUGCUUCUAUCCCUGAGAGAUGGGUUAUGGUGUUAUGUUCGCUUCUUCAACACCUGAUCACAACAUUCUUACCGUUAGUUUGUUUGGUGUGUGUAUUUUACUGGGCUGAACUUCUUGUACAGAAAUAUUGUAAUAGUCGCGUGUCGCUAGUCAUAUUUCCAAUUUGUGCGGUGGGAGAAUUUUGUACACAAGUACUUUUCGACGGCUCGGAUAUCCUGCGAGCUAGUUUUUUGUUUACACUUAUUCUAGCCGGCCUUAUUACGGCUACUCUCUCUCGUCUAAAACUCAUUCCAGCCAUCGUUGUCCUAUUGCUUCUAACUAUCGCUAGAGUGUCUUGUUGGAUUACACUGCACGAAAUUCACGCCUGGUUUCGACCAUUCCUGGCGUAUUUCUCGGCGUUCAUUGGACUCGUUUUGUCGAGAAAUGUCCAAGCAUUUUUUGCACAAGGUCCUACUGAAGUCGAAAGCAAAGUGCCAAUAAUACGGCGGACUCGACGCUCAUCUAGUGUUUCAUCAACUAGCAGCCAUAGCAGUCGUAGAAGGACUUCACUUCCAGCGCUUGGGAUUCAAAGCAAGGGAAUCGUCGACCAGACAACGCUUGGAGAGGCACAUGGAAUGAUAACAGACCUGCUAGCCGACUCCAAUUUGGCGCCAAAUGUUGCAAGUACACUAAAAUUAAUAAGUACAAUGAUAGCACCUCCGACUGCCUUCCAUGGGGGACCACGACCCUUUAUGGGGCCAAUGACUCCACUACUCGAGAGAUUCCAAGAUGAAAGUAUGGUCGAGAAAGUUAGUGAUCAACCUGAUCUCAAAGAAGACGUCACAUUACCUAUGCGUUUACGAAGAAGUCUCGCGCCUGGUCGUCGCAUGUCAAGUACAUACACGACUACAACCUCGGCAACCGGCAUGCCGACAGUUGACCCGGAUAUGAAUAUCCUAAGGACACCUACGGUAUCCGUGUCACACGAUUCUAUUGUUUCUAUCAGUCCUAAAAGUCCUUUAGCAUCCGAUGGAAGCCCUACGCGAAAUCAAGAAGCAUUUACGAAACAUCGACCUGCAUUUUUCAGCAAUGCUUUUCCUGCUCAAAACACCAGCUCUACGAACAUGUCACGAAUAUCACCCGAUCGAACUAAUGCUCCGCCUUCGCCGAACUUCGGCCGAAGAUCUCCCGAGCGGCCGCUCGCACAGUCGCCAAGCCUAAUUCGCAGAAAUUCUGACAAAAUUAAUUAUAUAAGACAUAAAAGUAAGGAAGAUUUACGAGACGUUUCCGAGAGAAACGAUAAAGAAAAUGAGAAGGAAAAGUAUGACAAAAUUAACAGCUUGUGUAAAUGCAAGUGUCAUGAAAAAUGUACUGUUGAUGAUGAAAAUACUGGGRAAAACCUUACGGAGGUAGCACACGAAGACUUUGUGAUAAAGACUGAUCCACAACUGUCUAAUUUACUUGAUAAGAUUGAUGACUGGAAUUUCCUCAUAUUCGAUGCUUGCAACUAUGGAAAUAUAUUGGUGCAGGUUGCGUACCGUGUCUUCCAAAAUGUAAGAUUUUUUGAAACAUUUAAGAUUCCUGAGAGAAAGUUCCUCACCUAUUUUUACGCACUGGAGUGUGGAUAUCAUGAUAUACCAUAUCACAACAGCAUCCACGCAUGCGACGUCUUGCAGGGAGUUUACUAUCUCACAACAUCAAAAAUCCCCGGUUUCUGCCCUCCUGGUGGCCGCAAUAACAAGCUAGACAGCGACAGUGACUGUGAUUCUGACAGUGGUAUCACAGGAGCGAGCGUGGAUGCCAUGAAUAUAGGCGAUAAGAAAGAGGAUAGCGACUACGGUGCUCUGAUAGAUGUUAUACCAUUGUUGGAGUUGUUGUCGUUAUUUACAGCUGCUGCCAUGCACGACUAUGAUCAUCCCGGAAGAACGAAUGCCUUCUUAGUCGGAACACUGUCAGCUCAAGCUCUAUUAUACAAUGAUCGCUCUGUCCUGGAGAACCACCAUGCCGCUUCUUGUUUUACUCUCCUUAUGUCUGAUCCCAAAUACAACUUCUUAUGUGAGCUGAGCUCGUCAGAGUUCAAACGCUUUCGCUUUCUGGCUAUUGAAGCAAUACUAGCAACGGAUCUCAAGAGACACUUCGAUGUUCUUUCGGACUUCAAUGCAAAGAUUGCCGAAGGAGGUAUCAACUGGGACAACGAGGGAGAUCGCUUGUUGACGCUGCAGUUUUGCAUCAAAAUGUCAGAUAUCUCUGGACCCAGCAAAAGACGAGAUAUCCAUACAUUGUGGACGGAGCGUAUUGUUGAGGAAUUCUAUGAGCAGGGUGAUGAGGAGCUGUCUCGUGGUUUACCUGUAUCUCCAUACAUGGACCGCAACCAGCCUCACGUGGCGCAGCUACAAGAAUCGUUUAUUAACCAUUUAGUGGCUCCUCUGUAUAAUUCCUAUUCAAAUGCUGGGCUUCUACCAGGGACAUGGGUCGAGGAAGAGAACAGCAGCCCAGAGACGGAGUCUGAGGCCGAUGAUUCUAACGAAGAUACGCUAAACGCAAACGAGGAAGACCGAGAAAAAACGAAGAGAAAACGAAAACGAAGAAAGAUAGUCAGUGACUUGACUUGUAAUAUUCAGAGAAACUACAAAAUGUGGAGGCAAAAGGUAAAGGAGGCAGAGCGUGAAUUGGCAUUGAUCCAAAAGGAAGAGGACACGGACGACAAAAACGAUGAAGGUGAUGAAGAUGAUGACGAUGACAACCCUAUCAUUUUAUCUGAUACCCCAAUACAUGAAGACAUUAUAGAGGAGGAAGAGAAUGGAUCAGAGUCCAGUAGUACAACGGACAACCGAAAGGAACCUGAUGAUUAAUUUGGUUAAUAUGCAACAUUUGUAUCCUCAAGACCAAGUGUACAAGAGAAGAAUUCCUUGAGCGUUUUCUGAUCAGUCUCUCAGAAGUGAAUCGAUACAGGUGACUCCAGUUCUAAACUGGAAAGGUUAAAAAAGGUGCCAUUGGGUAUGGUAAUGUAUUUUUCUGUUACCUAAGUUAAUAUUUCUAUAGUCGUGACUUACAAUCAAGUGACUAGUUGCAAAGUCAUGUGACUCACAAUCAGUCGAAAGGCACAAUGUCAUGCAACUUGCAAUCAGGUGACUGGUUGCAAGGUCACGUGACCAAGUGUAGUUCAUCAAAGUUAUGUGACUUAAAGUCAUGUGAUUGUAUCUGACUAGUCAGUCAUGUGACUUUGACACAUGAAUAAACCUGGUAGUUCUGUUUUGUAAAUAGGUGUUAUUUGGUGGUGCGCAGUAUUUUAACCUUCUGGGUAAUGUUUUAUGGGCAGUAAUAUAAUUAGUAGAGUAUAAAAGAUGAAUAGCACUUGAAAACGUGCAAAAUAUAAUAUAUUGAGUAUGCAGUUUUAAAGAGCAGCAGACAGUUAACUUAUUUGGGUGUAUGUUACAUCUGUAGUCUUCUUUGAAGGAGCUCACAAUCUUGUUUUUCAUGAUACAAAUGCUUGGUUUUACGACGACACACUUUAUGGUCACUCAAGCACAGGCUGAAAAAGCAGCCAUCUUGUCAAAAUCGAUAGAAUAAGUAAGGUGUAGUAUUAUGUUUAAGGUAUAGUGUUACUUUUACCGCCAUUUGCAUUACUACGCGGCCACCCCAGACAAAAAUCGUGACAUGCACUUUGCAAUAGACUGCCGUCAAUCAAACACAUUGACGUCAUUUACACGCAUUUGGAAUUGACCGGAUAUGCCCGGUGAGUGUGGCUCAUAAUACUUGUAAACAAUCAACAAGUUUUGGCGCCUUUUGAAUCACACACGUGUAAAUGAUGCCAACAUGUUUGAUUUACGGCAGUCUAUUGCAAAGUGCACGUGAUUUUUGUCUGGGGUGGCCACGUAGCAAUGCAAAUGGCGGUAAGGUGCAGUGUUACUUUUAAAAUAAGACAUUUUACAAAGAUGUCAUUCGUAUUUUUAGAGGGUAAGUUUCCCCAUGGACUUAUCUUGCAUUACUUUUAGAAAUAAGGCUAACAGGAAACACUUGAUACCAAAAAUCAUAUUUUUAUCUGGAGCUACAUAAAGAACAGGUGGCAUUUCUAUAGUCGAUUUUUAACCUCAUGGCUAAGAUAACUUUUAAAGAAGUCUAAUUUAUUUGAUUAAAGUAACUCAUGUUUUAAACCAAGAUAAUGCAUAGGGUGCCUCAGUGCAAGUUGAAUAAUACCGAGGUUUAAAAUUGCAUGGACUGUUAAUGGUAUUUUCAAAUAGCCUAGUUAUAAAUGAAGCUAAGCCUGUGCAAAUGAGUUUGUAGUCUUCAAAACAGCGGUAUGCAUUGAAUGAAAUUCAGGUGCGUUGAAAGUGUUUCCAUGACUUUGUUGGGAAACAAAUUUUUUUCAAGGACACAUGACAUCCACUAAAGGUUACUUUGUUGAAUUGACAAUUCUAUGCUUCACUCAGCUAUUGAAAAUGACUGUAAGGCCUACACUGACUAAUAUCCUCAAACAGCUUGGGCAAAAAAUUACUGUUAAGGGAUUGAGCAUUGAGGGUUGACACUAAUAGCAGCUGUGUAGGAGACUACCAAAACAUUAGAUUUUUGAAUUUUCCAAAGAGAACAAAUGGGCAAAACUCUCAUUUCCGCCAAUUCUUUUCUUACAAACAUUCAUUUAGAGAAUUUAAACCACAUAUGCAUAAUCAAAUUUAUCGUAAGAAAAAUUGGGAAAAUAUUAGUGUUAGAAUAGCCGAUGUGCACAAGUACAAAUCUCUAGUCCUCUCAAAGCAUUCUGGGAAACUAAGUACUACACAAAUCAGAACAAGAAAAUCAAUAGAAUUAUCACAAAAAAUCUGUUAUUUUCGUCUAUUGAAACAGUUACAGUUUCAUAGAAAAUGUUGAAGGAAAAAUUGUCAGAGGGAUUUUUAGAGUAGCUGAAAAACCGUUAAGUACUCGGUUUACCAUCAUGCUUUGUGCUAGAGAUUUGUGCUUGUGCACAUUGGCUAUAAUAAUAGAUCUACAUGUAUAGAAAAUAGUGUUCCUAUUAUUAAUCUUGUAAAUACAUUCUGUCCAAUAACAAAAGAAAUUAUUGCUUUAUAAUGUAUUAUAAAAAUAUCAAUAACUUGGUGAAGUUUGCAUCCUUGUGGAUCGUUUAGGGUUUUGGAGUACUUUGUAUUCUUAAUAUCUCCACUGCUAGACAAAAUAACGCUAUGGUUAGUUUGUAGAUAGACAAUAAUCGAAACGUAGAUAAGGCACUCAGGUCUUGUGACCUUUGUAAACAAGGAAACUGACUAAAGCCAUCAUAAAAUCCUUAGUUCAGCUUAUCAUCUUUUUCUUGUAAAUUUAACACAUUGAAUCAGAAUAGACCCUUGCAAAUGUGUUGAGUGACCACCAGCAAACAAUAAAUUGCUCCAAGUCAAGGUUGGACUUGACAUACUACAGUUAGUAAGUGUAUGAAAAUAUAGAUUUGGAGUCAUUGGAGAAGGUCUAUUACUACAUUUUUCCAUAUUCUGUGAACUCGGUAGUUGAGAGCAGCCAAUGAAAUUUGUGUUUUUGCUGCUGGGAAUCAAAAAAAACCAGUUGGUACCUAUUAAAAAACUAUUUCCACAACAAGCCGUUGAAAUGUCCGAGUUUGCAGAAUAUUGAAAACCGCAGUAAAAGAAAUGUUUCUUCGAGCAUUUCUUAAACGUUCUGAAUUUAGUUUGAUUUCAAGAUGUGCACAUAAAAGCAAGAAAGAUGUGACCUGAGGAAUUUCAUGUUUUUCAGUGUUUCUUUGUUCACCAAGGCCUGAAGUUGCCAAUAGGUUUGUAGUGAGCGGCUGAAGCUGUGCUCAUAAUAGCACAGUAAGUCAUCAGUUUUAUUUUUCAACAGCUCACUGGGAUGGGGAAUUUGAAUGUAGCAGUACUAAGUAUUAAAUGUAUUAGUAAAUUGCCAAAACAAAACAAUAAGAAAGAUAUCAAUAUCAAUAGUUUAAAAAUCAGCCACAUCCUAAAUCCAUUGUUUGAUGUAGGUUCUUAAAUUCUUCGGAAAACCCAGAUUCUUAAAGCUGGGGGCGGAAUUGAUAUCAGGGUAGAACGGUGCUGAAUUAUAAACCCAGGAUAGGUCUUUAAUUACACGGAUAUAUUGUAAGCAGUCUAUUUCCAAAAGAACAAGGCAACAGUAAUCUACCUCUCCGAAUUCAAUGUAAUUUAGUAUUUCGUGUUUUGCAUCGAAACAAUGGAAUUUAGGGCUUAGUUGAUAUUUUAAACCAGUUCAAAUGCACCGGCUCGGUUUUGCAUUAGAAUUCUAAUGUGGCCUAUGGCCCUCGGUCUUGAAUUCUAAUGCAAAACCUCGCCUUGGCGUUUGAACCUUUAUAUAAGUCAUACUUAAAAUCAAAUGAGUAAUGAAAGCUUUCCCUUACAUUAUGCCUUUACAAUGACAGCCAUGAAAGAAAUAUUUUGGCUGCAAGGGACUCAUUCUGAAAUGCAUGAUUGUGAGGCUACUGAGGCAAUAGCUAUUUAUAGUUUCCUGCUUCUGUGGCAUCUGUAAUCUCUUGAUGACAUUGUCCAGGGUUUAGACUUUUAUCAAUCGAAAAAAUACCAAGUGUUGUAAGUUUGGAUACGUGGAAUCUAAAACUUGGGGAAAGAUGCCACCAAUGGCAUCGCUAAACUAUAAAAUGCCAGUGAUAAUUAAAUAUUGCUGCCAACUAAGUACUAGGAUUAAUUAUGAAAUUCUUUUAUCUCCCCUAUCUCAUUCCUAUGUUAGUACUAAUGUAACCAGCAGAAAUGUGCAGGCUAGGAUCUGACAACAGAGCAAUUUCAAAAAAGGUUCAUUUUGUUGCAUGUGGCACAAUGAUUACUAAGCUUGAAAUAUAUUAUGCUCCUAUGAUGUCAGCCAAUAAAACUUACAAACAAAGUUUGAGAAAAUUCCAUAUAGUUUUGAUCUUUCAUUGAUUGCACCCAUAGUGCAUUUCAAGCUUGGUAUGCAACGUGUGAGAAAACUUUACCGACGUUUUUUUGAAUAGCUGUAUCCCAAUUUCUGCUCAAAAAAGGGAUGUUACCUUACUAAUGCAAUGUCUUUGAUUAGACAACUAACUGUGCCCAUUGCAUGAGUACUGCACAAAACAUCCUUUCUUCCUGCUCAUCAGAAAGAUCUGUUCUUUCCGUGGAGAUUAAUUUUAACUAAUAACUGUGGCCAAAUAUAGAGCUUGAUAAAAGCAAGAAUAGUAGUUCAAAGAUUCUAGAAGGGAAAAAAUGUAGUCAAGUGAGCUUUAUAUAUUAUAUAUAUGUAUGUAUACAUAUAAAUGUGAAAAACAUUAUUCUGUAAUAUAAGUGUAUUAAGGUAUGAGUAUUGUGUUACUUGAAUCAUGACGUACUGUAAUUAAUAAAACACAUAAAGAAAUUGA
This is a messenger RNA of Actinia tenebrosa (Australian red waratah sea anemone), 7675 nucleotides long. Its product is annotated as cGMP-inhibited 3',5'-cyclic phosphodiesterase 3A. Gene Ontology annotation, biological process: signal transduction. Gene Ontology annotation, molecular function: 3',5'-cyclic-nucleotide phosphodiesterase activity. The record is from RefSeq and is a predicted model, not a curated record. Lineage: Eukaryota; Metazoa; Cnidaria; Anthozoa; Actiniaria; Actiniidae.